CGUUCGUUUCCCGGGCUUGCGGCAGAGCCGACAGCUAUAGAAGGCGUAUACCCAGGUCCUGCCAUCAAUCCAUCGGCGUUCUGGACCCGUCGGCAAGUCGCUACAUGGCCUUCCGGAACCCCGGCCAUGUGGCGCCAGCCAGAGCCCCGCCACCCCGCGCCCCGACUGCGCCGCUGCAUCGCCGUAGACCUCAACGUGGUGUUGGGGGAGUUUGAGGACCCCGACGGGGCGGUGGUCUACAUCGAUGCAGCGCAGGGCCUAGAGUGCGGCGGCUGCGGGGACUGGUCUCACCGCCGUCGCCUAGGACUGGCGGCGGCGGCGUAACCCGGCGGCACGUUCGUGUGCCGGCGCUGCCUGCUUGCGUAUGCGGCGCUGGAGGAGCUGGCGGGAAAGGCUGUGGCGGCGGCGGGCAGCGCAGUGGCGGAGUCGUCCGCAGAGACGUAACAGUCGCAUGGUAGGUGGAAGUCAGACGGGGCGGUGGUUUGUGCAGCCGGGGGCGGGGGCGCGCAUGCGGAUUGUGGGCCGGAUGUGACCGGCCAACUGAGGGUGGGGGGAGUGGCCUCCGCAUGCGCCGAGAAGGGGUGCGGAACGGGCGUGCUCGCCGGCCGCGGCCGGCGGGUCAGCACGGUUCUUCCCCCACCCUGAUGUUGGCGUCUCCCCCGGGAGCAAUACAGAUGUGCCUAUUUAAUGUUUGGAAAGGAGGUGUAGGUAGGGAGGUUGAGACACACGGGUGGCGGAUGUGGGACAUGCACGAUCGGAGACAGAGACGGGAGAGAUACACCGGGUUGGGGGCUGAGACGGACUUUAUAUUGCAGUUGUGCGUAUUUCCCAACGCUUCUGGUCUCGGAAUCAUUAAGGCCGGAGAGCGCAGCCCAUUGCGAAGCAAAAUUCAGAUUUUGGACUGUGUCAAAAAUCGGGUUUGGGGGCGCCAAUGGGGCUGCCGAGUUCGGCCCAUGCGCCAGGGUGGGAGCAUGGUCGAGGUGUGGAUAGAGUAAGCGAUGUUGAACCAAUUUCCAGGUUGUUACUUAUCUACGGUCUCACCAGCUCUUUACACGGCGAGCCGAGACAGGUUCAGGGCGGCCACGCGUUGGGCCAGUGUGCCGGCGGAGUAGAAUCGAGUUUGACGUCUUUCGUAGUUUGACUUUCUUCAGGGGUAGCGAUUCAGGCUAAGGGGGCGGUAGGCGCGGCGCUGGCCCGUCUUUCGCUUCCCACCCGCCCACCCUGCGAUAGCCGGGCAUAGACUCGGGUAGGACUGGUGCUGCACCGGGGGGGAGUGGCCUCCGCAUGCGCCGAGAAGGGGUGCGGAACGGGCGUGCUCGCCGGCCGCGGCCGGCGGGUCAGCACGGUUCUUCCCCCGGCCAGAACCACCCCCCGGACCCGGAACCAAUUUGUUCUCCGCCCCCCCUUCCCAGUGCUUCGCAGUUGGACGCGGCAUCGUUUUGCACAUACAGUAUACUUGACACGGACAGGACUGCAUGCUACAUCGUUCGUCCACCUUGGGGAGGAUGGUUUGUGUUAGAGAGCACACAGGUGGAAACACGCAGCACGGGGUUGGGGCUGGUGGGGGGGGGACAAGGAGGUUUGUAGCCAACUAGCUAGUCCUCUCACUGUAAGGAUAGCGCUAC
Molecule: messenger RNA, 1625 nt
Organism: Chlamydomonas reinhardtii
Lineage: Eukaryota; Viridiplantae; Chlorophyta; Chlorophyceae; Chlamydomonadales; Chlamydomonadaceae
Exons: 3
Coding region: 127-324 (65 amino acids)
Source: RefSeq, a predicted model, not a curated record